GCGCAUGCGCAGUUUGCCGAAACGUUAUGAAACUGUUUUGUCCCAGUUCUGUGUGACUGGAGUUUAGGAAUCUGAGAUAUUCCGCGGAUAUAUUUAUUAAAACCAUCAUGAAAAUAUCACUGGGACUCAGAUAAAGUCACUGCACUGCAUUGGUGCCGCCUCAGGGGAGAUCCGAUCAUGUCCUCCGUCAACUCGGUCCACUGGUUCCGCAAGGGCCUCCGUCUCCAUGACAACCCGGCCCUGCUGGAGGCCCUGCGCGGCGCCCAAUCACUGCGCUGCGUUUACUUCCUGGACCCCUGGUUCGCCGGGGCCUCCAACCUGGGCGUCAACAGGUGGAGGUUUCUGCUGCAGUGUUUGGAGGAUCUGGACUCUAGUCUUCGUAAACUCAACUCUCGCCUGUUCGUGAUCCGCGGUCAGCCGGCCAACAUCUUCCCGCGGCUCUUCAAGGAGUGGAAGGUGUCGCGACUGACGUUCGAGUGCGACUCGGAGCCGUUCGGGAAGGAACGAGACGCUGCUAUAAAGAAGCUGGCGUCUGAGGCGGGGGUGGAGGUCAUCGUGAAGAUCUCACACACACUCUACGACCUCGACCGGAUCAUCGAGCUGAACGGCGGUCAGCCUCCGCUAACGUUCAAGCGCUUCCAGUCGCUAGCGAGCAGCCUCGAGCCGCCAGAGCCCCCGCUGGACCCGCCCACACUGGGGCUGAUGGGAAACUGUGUGACGCCCGUCGGCAACGACCACACGGAGAAAUACGGCGUCCCCCUGCUGGAGGAGCUGGGGUUCGACACUGAGGGUUUGGCUCCUGCCGUGUGGCCCGGGGGAGAAUCAGAGGCUCUGAGACGCAUGGACCGACACCUGGGACCCGAUUCCACCGCGGCGUGGCAGGAGAACUUCGAGCGCCCGAAGCAGAACUCGAGUCCUCUGCUGGCCAGUCCGCUGGGCUUGAGUCCGUACCUGCGCUUCGGCUGCCUCUCCUGCCGCCUGUUCCACCUCAAGCUCACUCAGCUCUACAAGAAGGUGAAGAAGAACGCCAACCCGCCCAUCUCUCUGUACGACAAGCUCUUGUGGAGAGAGUUCUUCUACACGGCCGCCACCAAUAACCCGCGCUUCGACCGCAUGGAGGGAAACCCCAUCUGCAUCCGCAUCCCGUGGGACCGCAACGCCGAGGCGCUGGCCAAGUGGGCGGAGGCCCGCACCGGGUUCCCCUGGGUGGACGCCAUCAUGACCCAGCUGCGGCAGGAGGGCUGGAUCCAUCACCUGGCUCGCCACGCCGUCGCCUGCUUCCUGACCCGGGGGGACCUGUGGAUCAGCUGGGAGGAGGGCAUGAAGGUGUUCGAGGAGCUCCUGCUGGACGCGGACUGGAGUGUGAACGCGGGGAGCUGGCUCUGCCACUCCUGCAGCUCCUUCUUCCAGCAGUUCUUCCACUGCUACUGUCCCGUGGGAUUCGGCCGGAGGAUCGACCCCAACGGAGACUUCAUCAGACGUUACUUACCUGUCCUCCGAGAUUUUCCAGCCAAGUACAUAUACGACCCCUGGAACGCGCCGGAAGACGUGCAGCUCGCCGCUAAAUGCGUGAUCGGCGUGGACUAUCCCAAACCGAUGGUGAACCACGCGGAGGCCAGUCGCCUGAACAUCGAGAGGAUGAGGCAGAUCUACCAGCAGCUCUCCAGAUACCGUGGACUCAGUCUUCUCGCCGCGGUUCCAUCCAACAACAGGGAGGACGUGGGUGUAAACGACGCCCGAGGGGCAACAGCGCCCCCUGAGCGUCGGAGGAUGCAGAGCAGCUCGCCAACUCAACCAGGGGUCAGGAGAGAGCAGACCGGUCCGAAACAAGCCUCCAAAUACCGACACUCCCUCGGCCACCGUACGUCACCCUACACGAACCACGGCCACGAGUUCGCCGUCCCACAACAACCAGGGCGUUCGAGUUGGCUGGUCGGGGGCGGGACUGGAAAGAGAGAAAGGGAGGCGGAGCAUAACGGUUCCCAUAGUGAUAAUGGCCCCUCCUCUUCAGCGCAACUAAAAGAUUAUGAGAAGAGGCGGGAAGACGCAGGGGGAGUGGCCUUCUCUUCCUAAGCCCCAACCACUGACUGAUCGUAAAAUUUCCCUCGCGUGUUAAGCACAAACAUUCGGAGUAAUUAAAAAACGAUUAAACGGCUGAUCCAGUCAGAUUGUGGCCUAGAAGUAAUUUUAACUUUUAAAAGGGGGCAAAAUUAUAAUGUUUAUUUAUUUAUUCCAAGUAUUGAUUUUAAAAAUCAGAUGUAAAUACUGUCGUGACCAUUCACACCAAAACGCUAUGUGAACGGUCUUGUUUGCUAGAGUCAAACAAAUGUUCGUCUAAAUGUUUUGAUAGCUCGGGAUUUAUAUUGUACUUGACGAACACAUGAACCAAAUUCUUAUUGGUCGACACAUUUUUGUCGCCAAAUGAGAAACCCGUUUUCAUCGAUUUUAUCCAAAACCACAUUUGCGCGACAUUUAGAUGGAUCCAGUGUUCUCACCUGUACAUACCUGCAUCUGUUUCCAUGGCGAUGUGAGUCACAUGGUCCCGGAGUCGAACACGUUUGGGUCCAAACUACUUGUAACUGUAUGACGGAUGAAGGAUUGUCCCAUCUUCUGUCUCAACGACUCUCUUUUGUUUAGAUGUCGUUGGAGAUGAAAAACGUUCGUUAUUAUAACGUUUAAGUGUUUUUUUGCACAGUUUACGUCAUCGAUCUUCCAUCGCUCGUUGUACAUUAUUGUCACCUGUUAUUUUCAUCCACGCUUCCAUCUCCACGUCUUCAAGUAUUUUGUAUAUGACAGCAGUAUCUGAUGUAGCUGUACAUUUUUACUGCCGGUGUUUUUCUACAGAAUUAUCAUAGCUGUUUCGAAUUUAUAAAUAUACAGUACAUGUAUAUCAUACCAGCAUUUGUUUCUUAGUCUGCAUGUGGCACUUCAUCAUUCAGCUAAUAAAAAAUAUUUUAACAAA
Pimephales promelas (fathead minnow) is the source of this 2962-nucleotide messenger RNA. It is a transcript of the gene cry3b, whose product is annotated as cryptochrome circadian regulator 3b. Lineage: Eukaryota; Metazoa; Chordata; Actinopteri; Cypriniformes; Leuciscidae. Gene Ontology annotation, biological process: entrainment of circadian clock by photoperiod; negative regulation of DNA-templated transcription; circadian regulation of gene expression. Gene Ontology annotation, molecular function: FAD binding; DNA binding. Gene Ontology annotation, cellular component: cytoplasm; nucleus. The record is from RefSeq and is a predicted model, not a curated record.